CGUUUGGACUGUUGGCCUGACGCUUCGCGUUUUCGGGGGUGGACGUCUCUCAGUUAGCCGCCGUGGGCGAGAAGUGUCUCUCUCUCACUCACUCACUCACCUACCUCUCACCCCACGUGACUUCUAGCUCGCGACCGUUCGUUUUCACAAACUCGGUUCACAAAAAUAUUGAAAUGUGCUUCAAAAAAACUCGGUUCUAUUGCCUACUGCUUUAUGAAAAUAGUUGUUACUUUAUACACAGUGUGUUUCAUUCUUACUUUUUGUUUUUGAAGUUUUGAUCACUUGUGAAUCGGAUUGUGUGUUGAGAAGUGUGUGUUGUGUAUGGUAACGACUUGAAUAUAGUUUAGCAGGAUGUAGGAAAUACCUUUAGAAACUUAUUGAAGUCUGAAUCGGACAUAAUCUGCACGGUAUUAUUGUUGUAUUCUGGGCAUAGUCUGAAGAUCUAAGACUUUUAGAACGGCCACGACCGCAUGGUGCUUGAGACGGUGCUGGAGAGGGAGAACCGCGCCUAUCUGCUGCACAGCUUCCCAGCGGCGGCGGCCAUGUCGCAACGCGAGGACGAUCACUUCUGCGACAGUCAGCAGCUAUCUGCCGCACAUUUGAUGCGUUUCCAGCAUGGCCGGCAGUCACUGGACAGUAUCACACGCAAGACAAGUCGCAAGAGUGUCACAUUUCGCAGUGUCGAACAGCUCAACCGAAGAGACAGUGCUGGCGACGAACAUAUUAACCGGAUAGACAGUGGGGAACAGAUUAAUAGGAGAUACAGUAGUGAACGCGCCUCCGAAGAACAGCUCAAUAGGAGAGGCAGUGGGGAGCGACAGUGGGAUUGUUGUGGGGGUAGUGAAGGUAGAGCGGAUCUGAAGCUAGAACUAGAGGGUGCCUCGAUGUGUGGCUCAUGUAAACGCAGGACUAGUGUGAGUGUAGUGUCGUCACAUUCGGCUCCGGUGACUCCUUCAUGCGGCUGCGGUACUCCCGCCUUUCCACCGGCGUCGCCUUCCUGCGGUUGCGGCACCCCCGCCUUUCCGCCGGUCACAGUCGACGUGACGGCACGGCGGAAACACCGCACCCAGCUCAGUGUGGAUCCCGCGUUCCCCCGCAACGCGGACUGCUGUUCGCGUCCGUUCACCCGCGUCAACCUAGUGCUGCGUUCGCCGUCUUCCGCCCCUCAGCCCCCAAUCGACAUCGCGUCAACAGGGGGCGGUGGCCUGACCUAUACUACGUGCUCCUACAACCGCGGCUUCCAGUCGCGGCUGCAGAUCAGCAUCGGAGCGGGUGGAAGGGGCGGCAGUAUCUCGGCCGCUCGCUCCCGACCGCCCCCGUUCGCAUCCCGUGCCGCCUCCGCCGCUCGCCUUCGACCAGCCACCUCCUUGCCUGAUGUCGCCACCACCUCUGCACUCCUCCACAUGUCGCCUGCCGACACCGCCUUGCUCAAUCCUGAAAAACAAGUGUUGGUGUCGAAACAGCUAGAACAAAAGCAAAGGCUGGAAAAAGAACUUGAACGUGAAAAGGAGAAGCUACGUUUUAUGGAAAGAGAAAUUGAACUGAUGGAAAGGCGACUGGACGGUGCCUCCACAACAUUGUCUACCUCCUCUGUACUCCAUUCCCGAGCAAAUAAGGUGCAAGAGCUGCGUGAUGAAAUAUUGAGGCUACGUGACGAAUGCACGCGUAUGACGACAGAAGUCGACCAAAGUGACGUGCCUCUAGGCGAGACUAGCGAAGAAUUCUACAGGCACAGGGUCUAUACAGAGCAAAUGAGUUGUCCUGCAUCUCUGCCCAAUUUCCCUACCCGUGGCGACAAUGACACACUACACAUACCGCGACACAGCUCGCUGGACCUGAGCGGCAGCGCGGAGCAGCGCGAAGCGGCGGCGGCGACAACAGCCGCAGCCGCAGGCGACCCAGGUGCCGCAGCCGCAGGCGGCCCAGGUGCCGCAGCCGCAGUCGGCGACGGUCCCAGCUGGACGUGUCACGUCUGUACAUUCCGCAACCAUCCGCUACUCAAGCAGUGUGAACAGUGCGAUAUGCCGCGCAUCAAUCUCGGUGUCUUUGGAGGAACGCAGAAUAUUCAUAUUCACGUCACACAUCAUAACUUUCCGUCAAGAAGAGAAGCACACAGUUGGGUUGUAUGACGUUUCUUCGGAAAACUUAACGACUGUUUCAAUUAUCAAGACUUUGGUACGAGUAAACCUUUUUUGUUAAAGUGUCAUAUUGUACAGAUAAAUCAUUUUGUUUACUACA
Nilaparvata lugens (brown planthopper) is the source of this 2238-nucleotide messenger RNA. RefSeq names its product TGF-beta-activated kinase 1 and MAP3K7-binding protein 2. NCBI's taxonomy places the organism in Eukaryota, Metazoa, Arthropoda, Insecta, Hemiptera, Delphacidae. The record is from RefSeq and is a predicted model, not a curated record. Bases 471 to 2129 code for a protein of 552 amino acids. The transcript has 8 exons.